UAACACUUUGUCAUCUCACAUUAGCUUCAUGCUAGUUUAAACUAAAGUAAUUAGCUCUAAUCCUCGGUGUUCUCGGUAAGAAAGCGUAUAAGUGUAUUUUCCCAAAAUAUUGUCGGCUAAUGAAAACCAAUUUAAUAUAACCCUACAGUAAGGGAAAUAAGUCAAGCACAGCUAACUUUUGGAAUAAAUUAAUUUCAGCUCAGAGGUAGCUAGCCUGUUCGUUGCACCUAGCUAAUACUGACAGGUGGUUCUCUGCUGUUGAUGUAGAUGGUUAAAGGCGUAAUUUCUACCCCACUGAGGUUGUUCCCCACUCCCACAUAACGCAGAAGGGUCCAGCUGGAUAUAGUUGAGAGGAGUGACAAUAGAGAAGGCAAACCGGAGGCGUGUAUGCCGAAGGAGAGUCUCCGCCCUCCGGAGCAGAACAGGCUGCUGGAUGAACCGCUCCGCUUUCAGCGACUUCAGAAAACUGUUUGCAUACCAAUCUGUCCUCAGCACUGCGUGCUGGUCCGAACUGGGAUCGCUGAUCUCGGAGCGGUGGAUUUUUGUUUAGUGGGACGGUGCUGCCAUUCAGCCCCGUGGACGUCCCAGCUGAUCGGCAUUUUUUGUUUUAUUUGAAUAUUUACUUCUAGCAGUCACAGGCUUCUCAAAACCGUCUGUUUAGUGACGUUUCACAAGGAAAGAGCUUGUCACAGCCAGGGGUUUCGGCACUGAGCUGCGCUUUGAGCCCAUGAAAACAGGAGAGGAGAGAAAACCGAGAAGUCAUCAGCUUCACCUGAACAAAGAAGAGGCACACGCGGAUACACAUGGGGCAGGGAGAGGCUUCAGCACGAGGGACAACCAUGGAGGGGGACUGUCUCAGCUGCAUCAAGUACCUCAUGUUUGUCUUCAAUUUCCUCAUCUUUCUGGGGGGCUCUUUCCUCCUGGGAGUGGGAGUGUGGGUGCUGGUGGACCCCACAGGGUUCAGGGAAAUUGUAGCUGCCAACCCCCUGCUUUUCACUGGUGUCUACAUCAUCCUGGGCAUGGGGGGCAUGCUCUUCCUUCUGGGGUUCCUGGGCUGCUGUGGAGCCAUUCGCGAAAAUAAGUGUCUGCUCCUCUUUUUCUUCAUGCUUAUCCUCCUCAUCUUCUUAGCAGAGCUGGCUGCCGCCAUCCUGGCCUUCAUAUUCCGGGAGCAUCUGACCAGAGAGUACUUCACCAAGGAACUGAAGAGACACUAUCAGGGCUACAACAACACUGAUGUCUUCACCUCCACAUGGAAUGCCAUCAUGACUACAUUUGACUGCUGUGGGGUGAACAGCCCAGAGGAUUUUAAGGACAGCCUGUUCAGGCUGAUCAACCAGAAUCAUGCGGUGCCAGAAGCCUGCUGCCAGCGUGCCAGUCAGACCGGGGAGUUGGCCUAUAUCAGCCAGGAGCAGUGCUUAUCAGGCAAUAUGAUGUUCCGCAAUAACAAGGGCUGUUACUCUGCGGUAGUCGACUACUUUGAACUGUACAUCUAUGUGGCUGGGGCGCUGGCCAUCGUGGUGCUGACCAUUGAGCUCUUUGCCAUGGUGUUUGCAAUGUGUCUCUUCAGGGGAAUCCAGUAGAGCUGCUCCAUCGAUGAACUUCUUUUUUUUUUUUCUUAAAAAAAAAAAGGGAAUUCAGGAGAAAGAAACAAAAUGGACACUUGUAAAUUUGUUGAUCUCUUUUUCUAUUGGCUAAUUGGUAGAAAACCAAACUCUCAAACUCUUGUACUUCACAGCUGGACUUUUGAGGUACUGGGUUGCAAAAAACAAACAAACACGUAAACCAUAGAGAAAAUGGGAGAUCAGAUACAAAACUGAUGUAAAAAAGAUUUGUGUGUAAAGUGGAAACAGUAAUUUUUGGACCAGGUCUAGGACAGACUGGGUGUAAAGUGGACCAGACAUGAGGACCAGGUGAAGCCUGCGCAGAAGGCACUGCACUGACUUUUGGAUGAAGAAUAUUUAUAUAAAGUAAAGUUGGCUUAACUGUAAAAAACAAUAAAACUGUGUUUCAUGUACACUUUGGCUGUUAUCCCGUCCCUUUCACACUCCCUCCCUCCAUAUGCCUUUUUUACAGCCACUCUUCUUUAAUGCUGUAUUAUAUAAGCUCUUUGUGUAUGUGUGUGUGCGCGUGUGUGUGUGUGUGUACAUACUUGACACUCUUUUUGAAUGUGUAUGGACCAGUUUGUGAGCAGGUGAACUCCUGGCUUUUCAUCAUCCAUCCCAAGCUUGAAAGCCGACCUUCUUUUUCUAUUUGUAUGGUGAUGUUUAUUGCAGUAGUGGUUUCAUGUGGUUUUAGGUGGUGAAAUGUACUUGUAUGCAUUUGUAUUAGAUUGAUGAAAAGUCGUUGACAUAAAAGGCAUUUGAAAUGAC
Scatophagus argus is the source of this 2369-nucleotide messenger RNA. RefSeq names its product tetraspanin-18-like. Gene Ontology annotation, cellular component: membrane. NCBI's taxonomy places the organism in Eukaryota, Metazoa, Chordata, Actinopteri, Scatophagidae. The record is from RefSeq and is a predicted model, not a curated record. Bases 804 to 1580 code for a protein of 258 amino acids. The transcript has 9 exons.